AACUUAUGUCUGUAUGAAACACUACCGUUCCGGAAGUUGGAACGUUAAAAAAAGACAGAUGGCCAUCUUCUUGAAGAUAGACAGAGUGAUACGUCUGAGCACAUAACGAAAGGCACUUCAUAUCAGUAGAGUUCCAGUAGACAUCGUGCCAGGAUGGGUUCCGUUGUCCAAUGCAUUAUGGAAGAAAGCAGCAGAAUAUGGAAACUACGAGAUUUGAGAACGGACGGCUGGCCGCUGACACAUUCGCCGAUGACUCCAGUGCUCAUGUCUCUUUCCUAUCUUUUUAUGGUCAAAAUUUGGGGUCCGAAGUUGAUGGAAAGUCGGAAGCCUUUCCAAUUGCGAGGUGUACUAAUUAUCUACAAUGCAUUUCAAAUCGUUUUCAAUGGUUGGAUGUUUUGGGAAAGUAACCGAGUGACGUGGUUCAACGGCUAUAGCAUCAUCUGUCAACCUGUGGAUUACUCACUAAACGAAGAUGCCCUUCGCAUAAUCUUUAUCGGCUAUUGCCUUUACAUCUCCAAGUUGAUUGAUUUUCUUGAUACGCUGUUUUUCAUCUUACGUAAAAAGGACAAUCAGAUCACUUUCCUUCACGUCUUUCACCACAGCUUUACGCCGCUCUCCGUAUGGCUUUGCUUCCGAUUCAUUGCCGGUGGACAGAGCUGUUUCUUUCUGACGUGCAAUACGUUGGUACACGUUGUAAUGUACUUCUAUUACAUGAUGGCGGCGAUGGGUCCGCGGUUUCAAAAGUACCUGUGGUGGAAAAAAUACCUCACCGUUUUUCAAAUGGUUCAAUUCGUCUUGGUUGGUUUUCAUAGCAUACAAUUACUUUUCAUUGACUGUGACUAUCCUAAAGCCUAUUCUUGGGGCACUGCGAUACAAGCCGUUAUGUAUUUCUUUCUCUUCAAAAAUUAUCACACCGGAGCAUACAGCAAGCGCCCAACGGAAAUUUCUGGAUCGUCCCGUAUUAUUGUCAAAAAACAUUUGUAAUGUAUGUUUCGUGAAUAAAUAGUUCCUAUACACAUUGUUAUUUAUAGGGCAGCAGUAAAAAGUUCAAAAGAAAAGUUGCGAGCCUGCUGAACUUCAUCAGAGCCCUUACUCUAGCUGCUCCCCCUGCCCACUAGUAGGCUAUUGAUUCUACGGAUGCCUAAGGAAUGACUAAGUAGGUUAUUCUUAUGUAUUUUUGAAAUAAUGCAUUGCAUUUCGGAAAAGAGUUGUGGGAAUUGAAUUGGGUCAUUGUUUCAUAAUUAGUUGCCUGCCCUCUUUUCCAGCAGAUUGCUAUGGUCUUUGUCUGUUGGUUAAGCGCAAGCCUAACGCACCUACGAGCUGCCGGUUCUCGAAUCUAACAAGUUAACAGGUUCCAAUCUUGAUGGUAUAGUGAAUACACUGAUUUUUACAUUU
Daphnia magna is the source of this 1395-nucleotide messenger RNA. Its product is annotated as elongation of very long chain fatty acids protein AAEL008004. The transcript is spliced from 3 exons. The record is from RefSeq and is a predicted model, not a curated record. Lineage: Eukaryota; Metazoa; Arthropoda; Branchiopoda; Diplostraca; Daphniidae. Gene Ontology annotation, cellular component: endoplasmic reticulum membrane. Bases 154 to 984 code for a protein of 276 amino acids. Gene Ontology annotation, molecular function: fatty acid elongase activity. Gene Ontology annotation, biological process: fatty acid elongation, monounsaturated fatty acid; sphingolipid biosynthetic process; fatty acid elongation, polyunsaturated fatty acid.